AUGUCAUAUCCCGAGUCACACUACCUGAGCCCCGUUUGGAGGGAUGGCCUUUUCAACGGCAAGGUCGCCUUCAUCACUGGAGGCAAUGGUACUAUCUGUAGCAUGCAGGCUAGAGCGCUCGUCCGCCUAGGCGCCAAUGCCUGCAUCAUCGGUCGCAACGUGGAAAAGACCGACAAGGCCGCCAAGGAUAUUGCCGCGGUGCGUCCUGGUGCCAAGGUGAUUGGCAUCGGCGCCUGCGAUGUUCGCAAUGCUGAGCAUCUGAAGAAUGCCGCUGAUCGCUGUGCCAAGGAGUUGGGAGGCAUCGACUACGUUAUUGCCGGUGCUGCCGGAAACUUCAUCGCACCCAUGGAGGGACUGAGCACCAACGCGUUCAAGUCCGUCAUGGAUAUUGACGUGCUGGGCACCUUCAACACCAUCAAGGCGACGCUGCCGCACAUCCUCAAGAGCUCGACGCCGCGCAUCAUCUACGUGUCGGCCACAUUCCACUACACCGGCCUGGUGAUGCAGUCGCACGUUUCGGCGGCCAAGGCGUCUGUAGACUCGCUGAUGGCCUCGGUGGCGCUCGAGUACGGCCCGCGCGGCGUCAACAGCAACGUGAUUGCACCGGGCGCGAUCGAAGGCACGGAGGGCAUGGACCGGCUGGGCGGCGAGGCGGCCAAGCAGCCGAACAACUCGCUCGUCAGGGAGAUUCCGUCGGGCAGGAUGGGCACGGUGCGCGACAUUGCGGAUGCGACUGUGUAUCUGUUCAGCGAGACGGGCAACUACGUCAACGGCCAUGCGCUGGUCGUGGACGGUGGUGGCUGGCGUCGGCAGCCGGCUUUUACUCUGGGUAAUGCUGGGUACAAGUACCCCGACGUUUUCCUGGACGAUGACAAGGCCAAGCUGUGA
Messenger RNA from Akanthomyces muscarius, 888 nucleotides. RefSeq lists its product as uncharacterized. NCBI's taxonomy places the organism in Eukaryota, Fungi, Ascomycota, Sordariomycetes, Hypocreales, Cordycipitaceae. The transcript is spliced from 4 exons. The coding region runs from base 1 to 888 and encodes 295 amino acids. Gene Ontology annotation, biological process: fatty acid catabolic process. The record is from RefSeq and is a predicted model, not a curated record. Gene Ontology annotation, molecular function: 2,4-dienoyl-CoA reductase (NADPH) activity.